AUGUCUCCCCGCCCUACAGUUCUGCUCCUGGCAGCAGUCAGCAUAGUCUCUGCCCAGCUGCAGCUGACCAUUCUACACAACAACGACGUCCACUCGUAUUUCGACCCCGUGGAAGCCAGCACAGCUGCCUGCCGUGACCCCAACGACACCGCGAGACCCUGUUACGGCGGCAUUGGGCGGCUCGUCAGCGCCGUCAAGGCAAUAAAGGAACAGACGCCCAAUACCUUGGUGCUGUACGGUGGCGACAUCUUCCAGGGUUACUUGUACUACACACUCUUCAAAUGGAGAGUGGUGGUGGACAUGAUGAAUUUAGUGCCGUACGAUGCCAUGGCGCUGGGAAAUCACGAAUUCGACGAUGGUCUGGACGGCCUCUUACCGUACCUGGAUGGGAUCAAUCAUCAGCAGCUCUGCACAAAUAUCGAUUUCGGUCCGCUGGCCUCGCCCACAACUGACAAGUGCCUCUCCAGUGUCGUGCGGGAGAUCGGAGGACACAAAGUCGGUGUCGUGGGCUUCACGACACCAGAGACGAGGGCCAUUUCCAACCCACCUCCCGCCAUCGAGUUCCUGGACGAGGUCACGUCACUGCGCUCGGAGACAGCCAAGCUGAAGGCACAGGGUGUCAACAUCAUCAUUGCCGUGGGGCACUCCGGCUACGAACGGGAAAAGGAGAUGGCGGAACAGCUGGAAGAUGUGGAUGUCAUCAUCGGAGGUCACUCAAACUCGCUGCUUUACACGGGAGUGGCGCCGGACGGUGACCACGUUACCGGACCUUAUCCCACCGUGGUCCGUCAGCCCUCAGGCCGGUCUGUACUUGUCGUUCAGGCCUUCAAGUACGGCAAGUACCUGGGGUUGCUGAACGUCACCUUUGACAGUAACGGAGAGGUGGCUGACUGGAGUGGGAACCCCAUACGACUGGAGGGGAAGCAGGAUCAUGAGGCGGAAGUUGUGCUGCAAGGGUAUAAGGAUCAGAUUUCGGAGUACGAGCGUGAAGUCAUUGGCACAACAUUGGUACAGCUCGCCUGCACUGAUGGCCGCAGCGAGUGUAGCCUGGGAAAUCUGAUCACUGAUUCGCUGGUGCGCGCACUGCUGGCGCCGUCUGCAGGUCAGUGGAGCCAGGUGUCUGCCGCCGUCAUCAACACGGGCGCCAUUCGCUCUCGGCUGGCGCCGGGGAACAUCACACUCUCCGACGUGCUCAACAUCCAGCCCUUCGGCAACACCAUCAGACUGGUGACCCUCUCCGGCGAGACGUUGCAGCAGAUGUUUGAACACUCUGCGCUUGGUGGCGGGGGUUUUCUGCAGGUGUCCGGUUUUCGGGUGACCUACAACAUGGACUGCCCCCUGGGAAUUCGUUUGCUACACCUGGAAAUCGUCUGCACUGACUGUCUGGUGCCUCGUCUGGAGCCUGUGCGUGCUGAAAACACCUACCGAGUCCUCAUGUCAAAUUACCUUACCGGGGCUGGGGAUGGCUAUGACAUCAUCAGAGACAACAAGAUCGAAGAGUUGAAUACGGGUUUGCUGGACGUGGAUCUAAUGCGUAACCACAUCGAGCAAUUCUCCCCCGUCAUCUCCGGCAUCGAGAGCCGGCUGGUGUUCGAGACGAACUUCACGUCCCGCUGUGGGGUCAGCCCCUAGCACCAGUCUGUGCCAUUAUCACGGACCUCUCUGCGGGCUCGACAAGGGCGAGGACCAUUGAGUGAAGAGCAGAGCACUUUGCGUCAUUACAGGUGUGCAGUGACUGUGUCUUGAUGUGGCGCUUAUAACAACAAGAUGCAUUAUAAAGGAAACGCUACAAGCUAACCGAACAUAUCUGCUAUUCUGUAGUUAUUGUAUGUGUAAUACCUAUCCAUGUUGUCCUGUCUUAUACAUAUAGACACUUGCGUGUAAAAAAAAGGGAUCUAAU
This is a messenger RNA of Amphibalanus amphitrite, 1900 nucleotides long. Its product is annotated as snake venom 5'-nucleotidase-like. Gene Ontology annotation, biological process: AMP catabolic process. Gene Ontology annotation, molecular function: 5'-nucleotidase activity; nucleotide binding; metal ion binding. The record is from RefSeq and is a predicted model, not a curated record. NCBI's taxonomy places the organism in Eukaryota, Metazoa, Arthropoda, Thecostraca, Balanomorpha, Balanidae. The transcript has a single exon. The coding region runs from base 1 to 1632 and encodes 543 amino acids. Gene Ontology annotation, cellular component: plasma membrane.